AAGUCCACGUCACACCCUCCAACUAGACAACCAGAACUAAAUAUUCCGUUUCUUCAACUUCAUACACGUAUAUAUAUAGCAUAUACCGUUUUGGGCCCUGAAAAAGUGAACAACAACACAUACUUUCUCAGUUUCUCUUAACAAACUUUUAGAACUUAGAGAGGCAGCAAAAUCAAAAUGGUUUCUUGGGUUAGAGGCAAGUGCGUAGGCAGAGGUUCGUUUGGUACUGUGAAUAUAGCCGUCGACAGAUUAAACGGCCACGUUUUUGCGGUGAAGUCAGUUGAUCGGAACGCCUGUCAUCCGACUCAAAUCGACAGUUUAGAGAACGAAAUCAGAAUUCUUCGUUCACUUUCUUCCCCUUACGUUGUCAAGUAUCUCGGUGACGACGUAUCAUACGAGUCUCCAACGACGUCGUUCAGAAACCUCCACUUGGAGUACUUACCCUGUGGCACAGUUGCUGCUGCUGACGUGGCGACCUACGUGGACGAGAAGAUUUUACGGUCACACGCCUACUGUAUAGUCUCCGCGUUGAGGUACUUGCAUUCUCGGAACAUCGUUCACUGUGAUGUUAAAGGAAAGAACAUUCUCGUUGGUCCGAUUUCAAGUUCGUGUAAACUCGCCGAUUUCGGCUCUUCCAAGGAGAUUGACAACUCUGGUGGUCUCGUUUUGCCACGUGGAAGUCCACUGUGGAUGGCGCCGGAGGUGGUUCGAGGAGAGUACCAGGGACCGGAGAGUGAUGUCUGGUCUCUGGGCUGCACAAUUAUCGAGAUGGUAACUGGAAGGCCAGCGUGGGAGGAUUUCGGUGCCGAUACUCUGACUCGAAUCGGGUUCUCUAAGGAGUUGCCGGUUUUUCCGGUUCAGAUAUCGGAAUUGGGUCGUGAUUUCGUUGAGAAGUGCUUAAGAAGGGAGCCAAGUGAGCGGUGGAGCUGUAAUCAGCUCUUACAGCAUCCGUUUUUACUAUCUGUAAAUAAUACAAUCACAGUCACUGAGUCAUCUCCGCGUUGCGUGCUCGAUUGGGUCAACUCGGAGUUCCAAGAAGACGAAGACGAUUCGUAUUGUGAGAAUUUCGAAAGUUCAGCCAGGGAAAGGAUCGGUAAAUUGGCUAGUUCAUCAGGGGCAAACUGGGAAUCAGACGGUUGGGUGGCGGCAAGAGAUUACGAGGAAGAAGAGGUAAACGAGGGAACAAGGAGGGAAUAUUCGAAUGUUAUGAACACUGAAGCAGGGACAAGUUCGGUAUUUGACAAAGGGGCAAACUCGAAAAUUGAAAAUAUUGGUGGUUCUGAGUUUGGGUGCGGUGGUGGAUGUCCGAGCUGUCAUAGCGAGUGGCAAAAAGUUGAAUUAGCGGUGGAGAGUCCGGAGACGGGCAUAUACAGAAUGUGUAAUUUAUUAUUAUUAUGCUUCAACUGUUUGAGAAUAUUCAGAUAUAUUUUAUUGAUAUUAUAUAUUUUUAUUUUUUAUAUUCUUUAUACAUGUGAAUGGAAUGGAACCAAUUCAAUUUCGUGUUUACAGCGUUGUUCUUGCCUUACAAGGGAUUGAACCGUGUUGUUUUUCAAUUGCUUAAUUCCGAAGAGUUUAUACGAAGAAUCUGGAAUUGGCACCUUUAAGAUGUAACCCCAAUGAAAUUGAAGAUGGAAUUGCACAUGAUUC
Molecule: messenger RNA, 1647 nt
Organism: Pistacia vera
Lineage: Eukaryota; Viridiplantae; Streptophyta; Magnoliopsida; Sapindales; Anacardiaceae
Product: mitogen-activated protein kinase kinase kinase 18
Exons: 2
Coding region: 178-1536 (452 amino acids)
Biological process (GO): protein phosphorylation
Molecular function (GO): ATP binding; protein kinase activity
Source: RefSeq, a predicted model, not a curated record